CUCUUUACAGAACUCUUCUAUAGCCCCGCCCCCACCAUCCAUUAGCCCCGCCCAAAAUCCUUCCCACCGGCUCGACACCGCCCUCAUGGAGACGCCGCAGGACACACUGGAGUUGAAUCGUUUGAAUCUAGAAUCAUCGAACGGAAAGCUGACAUCUGAUUUGUCGGUUUCCUACAUUGACUCCUCCCUCAUCUCCCCGGAGACUGGCUCCUUAUUGGGGAACACAGUUUCCAUGGCAUCAGCUGGCUCCUUAUUGGCUAAACAGAACAAGCCCAAAAGUGGGCGGAGUUUACUGGGUGGCCCUGCAGCACUCAGCCCACUGACGCCCAGUUUUGGUAUCCUGCCCCUGGAGCCCAGCCCUGGAGACCCCACAUAUCUACAGAACUAUUCAGCUACCAUGGAAACCCAAACUACAGCUCCCAGCAAGAAGUCCGUCUCCAGGAUCAGUCAGUCCAAGUCUGUCUUCAGUCAGAGCGGUAACAGCAGAGAUGUCCUGCCCAUCCCCUUCAACCAAUCACAGACCUCGGCUCCUCAUACCAGUGGCUCCCCUCAGGUCCUCAGUCCCAGUAUGUCCGGUCCUCCAAAUGUUCAGCCCAGAAGAAGCUCCAGAUUGUUUACCAGCGCCAGCUCCACUGCCAAGGAGAACAGUAAGAAGUUAAAGAUGAAGUUUCCCACAAAGAUCCCAAACAGGAAAACAAAAUGUAAAUCAGCAAAGACGACAAACAGCAGCAACCUGAACGAGAGUCUGGACAUCCUGAGACUGGAUCCCAGUCUGAGUCUGCCUGACACCAAGAUCCCCCAGUACCAGAGGGCCGCCGCAGACAGCGUGAUGGCGUUGCUACGGGAACUGGGCCGUGGUUACCAGGCGCUCUGCUCCUACAACUGCAGAGACGCCAUCAACAUCCUGACCUCCCUCCCACCCCAGCACUACAACACCGGCUGGGUCCUCACACACAUCGGCAGGGCCUACUUCGAACUGGCCGAGUACACACAGGCGGAGCGUCUGUUCAGCGAGGUGCGCAGGAUCGAGUCGUUCCGAGUCGAGGGCAUGGAGAUCUACUCCACCACCCUGUGGCACCUGCAGAAAGACGUGGCCCUGUCCGCCCUGUCCAAAGACCUGACAGACAUGGACAAGAACUGUCCCGAGGCCUGGUGUGUAGCAGGAAAUUGUUUCAGUCUUCAGAGGGAACAUGACAUCGCCAUCAAGUUCUUCCAGAGAGCCAUCCAGGUGGACCCUGGUUUUGCGUAUGCCUACACUCUGUUGGGACAUGAGUUCGUCCUGACGGAGGAGUUGGACCGAGCGCUCGCCUGCUUCAGGAACGCCAUAAGAGUCAACAACAGACACUACAACGCCUGGUAUGGUCUGGGGAUGAUCUACUACAAACAGGAGAAGUUUAAUCUGGCAGAGAUCCACUUUAAGAAGGCGCUGAGCAUCAACCCUCAGAGCUCCGUGCUGCUCUGCCACAUCGGAGUGGUGCAGCAUGCGUUAAAGAAGUCAGAUGCAGCUUUAGAGACUCUGAACAGAGCCAUCGGGAUCGACCCCAAAAACCCGCUCUGCAAGUUCCACCGAGCCUCCAUCCUGUUCGCCAACGACAAGUACAAGGCGGCUCUGCAGGAGUUGGAGGAGCUGAAACAGAUUGUUCCCAAAGAGUCUCUGGUUUACUUCCUCAUAGGAAAGGUGUAUAAGAAGCUGGGUCAGACUCACCUGGCUCUGAUGAACUUCAGCUGGGCGAUGGAUCUGGAUCCUAAAGGAGCCAACAACCAGAUCAAAGAGGCCAUCGACAAGAGAUACCUACCCGAGGACGAAGGUGAGACACGCUCUGGAGAGCUGAGACAGGGUCCAGACAGGUGAGACAGAACCCAGGGGAGGUGAGACAGGUACAGAGCCCCUGAAGAGGUGAAACAGGUACAGGACAACCUUGUCUCUCUCUCCACCUGUCUCUUUCUCU
Molecule: messenger RNA, 1949 nt
Organism: Plectropomus leopardus (leopard coralgrouper)
Lineage: Eukaryota; Metazoa; Chordata; Actinopteri; Perciformes; Serranidae
Source: RefSeq, a predicted model, not a curated record